AUGUUCCUUCGCAGUCCAAUUCUUCGCCUUGCACAAACCCAACGCCAACACGUUCGUGUACUACCCGAAGCAAUCGCCAAACCCAUCUCCAACAUCAUGUCUUCCGACGCACCUGAGCCCACUGGCUUGAAGGCCAACAAGGGUCUUGAGCUCUUGACUUUCGGCACUCCCAAUGGCCACAAGAUUACAAUCUUUCUGGAGGAGUUGAAGGAGGCCUAUGGCAAGGACUAUAUCUACCAGAGCAUCAACAUUAUGAAGAACACACAAAAGGAACCUUGGUUCACAAAAUUGGGACCCAAUGGUCGCAUUCCUGUUCUAGUUGAUCACGACAAGGGUGGUCUUGCGAUCCAGGAGGGUGCUGCCAUCCUUGCGUACCUUGCUAGACACUACGACUCGGAGAACAAGUUCUCCUUCAAGGAGGACCCUCAGCUGUCGUACCAAGAGCAAUGGGUCGCUUGGCAGCAUGGCGGUCUAGGUCCCAUGCAAGGUCAAGCCAACCACUUCUUCAGACUGGCACCGGAGAGAAUCGCCUACCCCACCCAGCGCUACGUAGGUGAGACGGAACGUCUCUUCGGCAUCUUGGACAACCAGCUCAAGGACAACUCCUACCUCGUCGGCAACAAGUACUCGAUCGCCGACAUUGCGAACUACAGCUGGGUCAACCUAGCCUACUUCUCCGGCGUCAACCUCAGCAAAUUCCCCAACCUCGAGAAGUGGUGGAAGUCGAUCAACGAUCGCCCGGCAGUCCAAAAGGGUCAAGCCAUCCCUGGACCUUCGCCCUACACCAAUGACAACUUUUUGCAAAAGCUUAAGGAUGACAAGGAGUUUGGAGACAAGAAUGCCGAGUUGGAGAAGCUUAGGGAUGAGGCACAGAAGCAGUACAAGUACAAGUAUUCGAGUCCUUAG
Molecule: messenger RNA, 906 nt
Organism: Aureobasidium vineae
Lineage: Eukaryota; Fungi; Ascomycota; Dothideomycetes; Dothideales; Saccotheciaceae
Source: the annotation of a GenBank genome assembly